UAUAUGUUACAUUAUUCAAUUCCUGGAUUGGAAUGUAUGUAGCUUCUUUCAAUUUAAUCAAUGGCUAGCUCGUCCGGAAACGGUAGUAGCGGUGGUAAUCGUAUAGUAGAGGUUGUAAAUGGCAAGAGCUGUUCGAGAAUGUUUACAGAUAUGUCAUCGUCUUUUUCGUUUCGAGGUAUUCAAUCAUUUGGGCCUGCAGAUUCUUCGUUUUCCUCUCAAUCUGCAGUGUCUGAAUCUAUGGUUGAUGUUCAGUCCAAUGGUCCGUUUUCUGGUCUUGUUAUUUGUGUUACUGGACUAUCAAAAGAAGCCAGACAACAAGUUAGGGAUGCGACGGAGAGGUUGGGUGGUCAAUACAGCCCCCAUUUGCAUCAUAAGUGCACACAUUUAGUGAUUCAGAGCUUUUCUGGACGUAAGUUUGAACAUGCUUUGAAGCAUGGAGACAGUAAUGGUCUGUUCCUUGUCACACUUGGUUGGUUUGUGGAGAGUGUUAGAAGGAAUGAGAGGUUGAGUGAAAAACUAUACAGUGUAAAGAAUGCAGCAGAAAAUAAUAAAACAUCACUUCAAUAUGCCGGUUCAGAGUCUCCUUAUCUUCCAGCAGCCAUGCAGAGACAUGCUAAGCAAUCUAAUACGACUUUACAGUUCUCUGAAAAGGAUAAUAAUGCCCAAGCUGCGGAGUCAGCUCUCUCUGGUCAUACCCUCUACAUUGAUGUAGAUGUUUCUCCUGAAAUUCGAUCAAAGAUUCUCGAAGUAAUUGCUGAAGAGGGUGCCACAGUCGUGGAUAGAUGGUUUGUGGGUUGCAAUGCGAGCUAUGUAGUCUGUGAAGGUCCAUCAAUGCAUAAGUAUAUGGGCUACUCUAAUAUUGUAACACCACAAUGGGUUCUAAGGACUGCAAAAGAAAAGCGUAUACAUAAGCUUGUGAACCUUUCUGCUGAUUUGGCCAGACAGAUUGGAACAAUGCUCGAUAAUGUUCAACUUGCAACAUGCAGGGAGUCUUCUCUGCUUGAGUCUGUGAAUGAAGUAGAUGAAGAUCCUACAACUUCUAGAAUUGAAGAACAUUGUAUAGACAAACAAAUGAUUGUUAAUAUGGCAAAAGAAGGUGUUAGAAAGCGUCGCUGUCGACGUAUGCAGACAUGUCAAACUCCACUACGACCAAUAACUCCGAGUAUUCUUUUGGAAUGUAUUUGUUGGUCGGUGUCAGAACCGACUUCAACUGCUUCUAUCUAUUUAGAUACAUCAAGUGUGGUGGAUAAUGGAAGUGAACAGAAAAUUUCUGUUAAUUUGUAUGGAAAAGAUGGUGGCAAAGAAUCUGAAGCUACAUUCAUGAACCACUCUAGAUCACUUGCUGAAAGUGAGAAAACGGAAUUGAUAUUCAAAAACCAUCUUUUGUCGAUAUUAUAUCCAGUUGACCGAUAUAGUGAGGUAGGUCCUUGUUCAAGGACAUAUUUCAGUUCAACGGGCUUCACAUGUUUGCAAGUUUUGGACAUCAUUUACACAUUUUAUCAGGAGAACAUGUCGGAUCAAGAAAUAGAGACUGCGAUUCACACGGACUCGAGACAAGCUGAUCGACUUCGAGCUGCGUAUUGCAAUAAUGAAACUGCAAACAAAGGGUACGUCACAUUCAAACGCAUUGAUUUCUUGGGAAGUCGUAAAUGUUUUGAAAUGUUGAAACGAGUUAUUGGUGAUAAUAAUUGUAAUGUAUAUGAAUUAUUGCUUAGAGCAUGAUUAAAUAAUUGUAGAAGGAUACUUUAUCAUUAUUAUUUUUAAUUUAGAAAGUUAGCACGAUCC
This is a messenger RNA of Impatiens glandulifera, 1785 nucleotides long. RefSeq lists its product as uncharacterized. The transcript is spliced from 10 exons. NCBI's taxonomy places the organism in Eukaryota, Viridiplantae, Streptophyta, Magnoliopsida, Ericales, Balsaminaceae. The record is from RefSeq and is a predicted model, not a curated record. The coding region runs from base 61 to 1722 and encodes 553 amino acids.